This is a messenger RNA of Aspergillus chevalieri, 2307 nucleotides long. RefSeq names its product J domain-containing protein. NCBI's taxonomy places the organism in Eukaryota, Fungi, Ascomycota, Eurotiomycetes, Eurotiales, Aspergillaceae. Gene Ontology annotation, biological process: cristae formation. The transcript is spliced from 2 exons. The record is from RefSeq and is a predicted model, not a curated record. The coding region runs from base 1 to 2307 and encodes 768 amino acids.
AUGUCCGACGAAUCCUACACCACCCUCCAAACUUACCCCCAACCCCCUGAUGAUGAAGACGACUACUACGCCCUCCUAGGCCUCCCGCGCAACCCACCCCCCUCCGACCCCGAAAUCCGCUCCGCCUACCGCACCCUCACCUUCAGCUUCCACCCGGACAAACAACCCAGUCACCUCCGCGAAGCCGCCCAGCACCACUUCGAGCGCAUCCACGAAGCGUAUGAGACACUCAUCGAUGCGCGAAAACGCACAGUCUACGACAUCCUCGGCGCAGAGGGCGUGCGCGCAGAAUGGAGCGCGACGGGGACCAUGGGAGGGGGUGCCGGAGGGAAGAGGGAAGUCGGGGUGAAGGCGAAGAGUCCCGAGGAGUUCCGGAGAUGGUUUCUGGAGUUGAUGAGAAAGAGGGAGAGGGUUGCUGUUAAUAGUAUGGUGCAGAGUCGGGGGGCUGUUACGUUGGGGGUUGAUGCGUCGGAUAUGGUUGAGUUGUCGGAGGAUGGGACCGAGUUUUUUGUGCAUGUGCCUGAGGUGAAGACGGGGUCCUUUGCUGUGGGGUAUAAUUUUAAGGCGCCAUUUCCGACGUGGGAGGGGGUUUUGGGGAAGAUAGUGAAGGAAGAUGGUGAUGAUGAUGAUGAUGAGAAAGAGGAAGGGAAGGAGAAGAAUGCGUAUGAUGAGGCGCUUUUUAAGCCCGAGUUGACUAUCAAUGCGGGUAUUUCCGGGCCCGUGGAGCAUUUGGUGCAGGAGGCUCAGUUACGGUAUGAAGAUGGUAGGGAGGGCUCAGCAGAGGUAGGUCAUACACCACGACUGGAAAGACGAAUGAGACUGACCGGCGUACAGAUCCCUCUACGACCAAUGAUGUCUACGCCAGAGGUGACCCUCGGGGCCACGGUCAGCCGCGUGUUUGGAGAUAUGACCAGCACCAAGGGCAUCCUAGGUAAAUGGCCCUUUACAUAUCUCAGCAACUCUGGCACUGCCGUGAAUGCCCAUAUCCUGCCGUUCCCGUUCGUGACCACGUCCAUUACCAAGGCUGUCGCGCCGGUGCCAGGGGCGUAUCCAUUCAGAGUUAUGUUCUCAAGCGCCUUCAUGAACUGGCCGCACAUGACGCCGCCGACAGUGUCUCUCGGGGCGCAGAAGCAGAUCAGUAAGAGGAAGCAUGCGUUCGUUUCAUGGUCGAGUGGUACCUUGUCUUGGCCACGGCCGAUUCACCGGUUCCUCAAUCCUGGGGAUGAAAUGGGUAUAAAUGCCGGUCUUGCGAUGGCCGCAUUCCAACAGGCCAGUUCGUUGAAUGUUGGUAUUAUCUCAGAACCGAGUCGUUCUCAGAAGGUUAUCUCACUGGAAGAUGAUGAGGACGACGAGGAAGACGUAGAGUUUCAAGAACUACGUGAGAACAAGCGCAAGGCCGACCAAGCUGCUGAAUCAUGGCGAGUCCAAAUUCAAGCAACACCAGCACAAGGCGCGUUAGUCUUCGGCUACGGACGUAAUUUGUUCUCCGGAAAACCGGCCAAUGAACCUGUUCGUUCCGAAUGGACCUCUGAAGGCUACUACGGCGUUCCCGCGAAACCAGAAACACAAUCUGUACGGUUAGAAGUCGAAGCCAACGUCACCCUCGACAUGGGCCUCGCCUUCAGCGUUGAAGGCGUCCGCAAAGUCGGUGAAUACACCCGCAUGGGACUGGGAGUUGGUCUACAAGGCGCCCAGGGACUCGCACUGACGGUGUCCUGGAGCCGGCUGGGCCAGAAGCUCAAGCUGCCCAUCACCAUCUGCACAUAUGACAACAUCAACUGGGAUAUUGGCCUCGCAGCGGUUAUCUUCCCAUGGCUGACGUAUUGCGCCGUCGAGUUCGGAUUCCUCCGUCCUCGCGAGCGCAAGAAGCGUCGCCGACUGGUCGCACGGAAACAGAAGCAGCUGAGGAGGCAGAUUCCGAAGAAGAAGGCGGAUAGUGCGCAGGCUAUCGAGUUAAUGGCUGAGCAGGUGCAGCGCCGGCAGGCGAGGGAAGAGGCUCAGAAUGGACUGGUGAUUACCAAGGCUCAGUAUGGGUAUAUGUCGUCCGGGAAUAGGAGGGUGAAGGGGUAUGAUCCUAAGGAUUACGAGGUGGUUGAUGUUACCAUCCCCGUGGCGGCGUUGGUGGAUCGUGGACAGUUGGUGAUUCCGCGGGAGACACAUAAGUUCCAACUUCUUGGCUUCCACGAUCCGGCACCGCUGCUUCCCAAGACGUUGAAGGUGUGGUAUAGAUAUCACGGUAAAGAGCACUACGUGGAAGCGAGUGACACUGAGGGUAUUAGCUGCCCUAUGCGAGUGCAUCUGCGAUAG